AUGGCACUUCGCUUGCAACCAGCGAGUUCGCCGCCGGAUUCCGAUCAAUACGGAUCUCGAGUCUUACCUAACGCUCUCGUUUACGCGAACUUUGCUAUCUCGACUUCGGUGUAUUUUAACCGAACCUGCUUUCAUGCAUCGCCUUUAAAUUGCGAUUGGUUGCAUCAUUAUCGUCAACCGAACCGGAAGGCGCCAGUACAGGGUACAUUGCCAAAUCGGCACCGCUUAUCAAGUUGUGGUGUGUACCACAUUCACUUUCCAGCAGAAAUGUGGGAAAAAGUAUGCGUGGAUGGGCAAAAAAAAUUAAAAGCCAAUACCAUUCCAACAAUAUUUAAUGACAUUCCAACUGUAGAAAGGAAUGCACAGGUUAUGCAUGACAAAAAUACAGCACAAUCCACAAAUGAUGUUGAGGUUUUUUCUAUAUCUUUAUCAAAAGAACUCACAGACAUCAAUACAAAUUCAUGUCAAUGGUCAGAUGAAACCAUUAAAAAAGCAUUACGAUUAAAACAAACAUGUGGGAAUAAUGGAUAUAAGGAAUUAUUAUCUCAAUCUAUUCCUUUGCCUUCAACGCGUACUCUGCGCAGACGCUUGGAAUGCAUUAAUUUUUAA
Wasmannia auropunctata (little fire ant) is the source of this 609-nucleotide messenger RNA. RefSeq lists its product as uncharacterized. The record is from RefSeq and is a predicted model, not a curated record. The transcript is spliced from 4 exons. Lineage: Eukaryota; Metazoa; Arthropoda; Insecta; Hymenoptera; Formicidae. The coding region runs from base 1 to 609 and encodes 202 amino acids.